UCCUCCCUCCCCUCUCGUCCCCUCCCCUCAGGAGACCCGAAGCAGGACCUGGCCUACGAGCGGCAGUACGAGCAGCAGACCUACCAGGUGAUCCCCGAGGUGAUCAAGAACUUCAUCCAGUAUUUUCACAAGACGGUGUCGGACCUGAUCGACCAGAAGGUGUACGAGCUCCAGGCCAGCCGCGUCUCCAGCGACGUUAUUGACCAGAAGGUGUACGAGAUCCAGGACAUCUAUGAAAACAGCUGGACAAAGCUGACAGAAAGGUUUUUUAAGAAUACCCCGUGGCCGGAGGCCGAGGCCAUUGCCCCUCAGGUUGGAAAUGAUGCUGUUUUCCUCAUCCUGUACAAGGAGCUGUAUUACAGGCACAUCUACGCCAAAGUCAGCGGGGGGCCCACGCUGGAGCAGAGGUUUGAAUCCUAUUACAACUACUGCAAUCUCUUCAACUACAUCCUCAAUGCUGAUGGCCCUGCUCCUCUGGAACUGCCCAACCAGUGGCUCUGGGAUAUCAUAGAUGAAUUCAUAUACCAGUUCCAGUCUUUCAGCCAGUACCGCUGCAAGACCGCCAAGAAGUCUGAAGAGGAAAUAGAUUUCCUGCGUUCCAACCCCAAGAUCUGGAACGUCCACAGUGUCCUUAAUGUGCUGCACUCUCUGGUGGACAAAUCCAACAUCAACCGACAGCUGGAGGUCUAUACAAGUGGAGGUGACCCUGAAAGCGUUGCUGGUGAAUAUGGUCGCCACUCCCUCUACAAGAUGCUGGGCUAUUUCAGCCUGGUUGGGCUACUGCGUCUGCACUCUCUGCUCGGGGAUUACUACCAAGCAAUCAAGGUUCUGGAGAACAUCGAGCUCAACAAGAAGAGCAUGUACUCCCGGGUGCCUGAGUGCCAGGUGACCACCUAUUACUACGUGGGCUUCGCAUACCUUAUGAUGCGGCGUUACCAGGAUGCCAUCCGUGUCUUUGCCAACAUCCUCCUCUACAUCCAGAGGACCAAGAGCAUGUUUCAAAGGACGACCUACAAGUACGAGAUGAUUAACAAGCAGAACGAGCAGAUGCACGCACUCCUGGCCAUCGCCCUCACCAUGUACCCCAUGCGCAUAGAUGAGAGCAUCCACCUGCAGCUGCGAGAGAAAUACGGGGAUAAGAUGCUGCGCAUGCAGAAGGGCGACGCACAAGUUUACGAGGAGCUCUUCAGUUACGCUUGCCCCAAGUUCCUCUCCCCUGUAGUGCCCAAUUACGACAACGUGCACCCCAACUACCACAAGGAGCCCUUCCUGCAGCAGCUCAAGGUCUUUGCUGAAUGCCCAAUUACGACAACGUGCACCCCAACUACCACAAGGAGCCCUUCCUGCAGCAGCUCAAGGUCUUUGCUGAAGAGGUUCCUCAAGCUCUACACCACCAUGCCCGUGGCGAAGCUGGCCGGCUUCCUAGACCUCACGGAGCAGGAGUUUCGUAUCCAGCUGCUCGUCUUCAAGCAUAAGAUGAAGAACCUGGUAUGGACAAGUGGCAUCUCUGCCCUGGAUGGGGAGUUCCAAUCUGCAUCUGAAGUCGACUUCUAUAUUGACAAGGACAUGAUCCAUAUUGCGGACACAAAGGUUGCUCGACGCUAUGGGGACUUCUUCAUCCGGCAGAUCCACAAGUUUGAGGAGCUGAAUCGAACCCUGAAGAAGAUGGGCCAGAGACCCUAAAACCUCUCUGGAUGCAGUGAUCAGCCUGAGCAGAAGAGUGGAUGGGAGAGAUUAUUUUCUCAGUGGCAAGGGAAGGGAGCUUAGGGUUCUGGCAUUUCUGGAAUCUCUUGUGACUCUGAAGGGUGUUUUGUACUUAAAUAAGCAGACUCAUUUGGUUCAGACUAUCCUACAAAGGACAAGACAUCUAAUAAAUUAGUGGAAUUUUCCCAGUGAGCAUUCA
Messenger RNA from Opisthocomus hoazin, 1903 nucleotides. Lineage: Eukaryota; Metazoa; Chordata; Aves; Opisthocomiformes; Opisthocomidae. The record is from RefSeq and is a predicted model, not a curated record.